This is a messenger RNA of Morus notabilis, 2250 nucleotides long. RefSeq lists its product as uncharacterized. The transcript has 4 exons. The coding region runs from base 239 to 1534 and encodes 431 amino acids. NCBI's taxonomy places the organism in Eukaryota, Viridiplantae, Streptophyta, Magnoliopsida, Rosales, Moraceae. The record is from RefSeq and is a predicted model, not a curated record.
UCUCUCUCUCUCUCCUCUGCAAACGAAAGAGCAGAGAAAAAUGAGCAGCCUUUACUCCCUCUUUCUCUAAGAACUCUCUCUCUCUCUCUCUCUCUCUAGCUCUGGGUUUUCUGCGCUCUUUAUUCGAAGGCUUAUCCCGUGAUUUUCAUGAUAUUCUGAGGAACUUCGUCACUUAAGCGAAUGCCAUUAAGAGUUAAAGUUUUAUGAUUAGAAGUUCCGCUGUGGUCUAUUUUUAAGCAUGGGGGCUGCUUGUUGUGUUGCCGUUAGGGAGAAGACGGUAACGAAUGCAUCAAAUACUGAUAUUUUGCACCGGAAUAUUCGGUAUUCACCAACUUGGAGCUUUCGAUGGGAUCAUCGAGGGCGGGUAGCUGGUGAAGAGACUUCCAUGAGCUGGUUUUCUGAAGGAGUCAGUAGGAAUGAUGAAUCUGAAACUAAAUGUGAAUCAGCAAAUGUCUCAGAGGAAGGAAGUCCUUUAGAACAUUUUCGCAGACAAACAUCACAAAAGUCCCUGCUAUAUGAGGGAGCUGCAGGUCAUGUGAGAACUCCUGCACCAGAUCAAUCUAUUAGAAGGAAUGCUUCAAUGGAUGCAAGUCUGGAACAGCCAAAGGAGUUAACAGAAUCUCCGUCUGUCUCAUAUCCAUUUCCUGCAAAGUUAUCGAGGUCUUUGCCGUCUACUUCAUCCCUGACUAACUCUCCUUUGUCAUCCCAAGGUCAAGUGCCUCCAGCCAGCUCAACCCAGCAUUCUCCUGGACAUCAUCUGUCAACGCAAGUAUCUGAUACCCAAGUUCCAGAAUUCAAGUCACCAAAUAGCUACUUAGUUUCGGAAGAAAAGGCAAUACGUCCCUCAUGGAGCAAUGAAUCAGCUAGGGGCUCCCGAGGAGGAUCUUCAGAUGGUUGGUCUAUGCAUGCAUUUUCUGAGCUUAUGGCUAAUUCUAAUAGAGAAAGGUGGUUUUUUGACAGUGAGUCUUGUGGCUUUAAGCAUGAGAAGAUGACCAAAGCUACUAGCCGAAAGUCAGCUUCCCCUUGUGUUGAUUUGCAAACAUGUGGGGUUUGCUCAAGGCCUUUGGUCGAGAGAUCUUUAUGGAGCAGCCAAAAGAUUAUUGCUUGUAAUGAGCUUUCUGUUGUUGCUGUGCUAGUCUGUGGGCACGUUUAUCACGCCGAGUGUUUGGAGAACAUGACACCCGAAAUUAACAAAUACGACCCUGCUUGUCCGGUUUGUACUUUUGGGGAGAAACAGACCCAUAAGAUGUCUGAAAAGGCACUAAAAGCUGAACUGGAUCUGAAGGCGAGAAACAGGAGAUCGAAGAACCGGGUUGUAGACCUUGAUGGUGAUUCUGAUGUGUUUGAUCACUUGAAGGGUAGUGGAGGAAAUCAAGGAAAUGGUCCCAAGAUGGCCUCCAGUUCCAGCAUGAAAAGCCCGAGGCCUUUCUUGAAGAGGCACUUCUCAUUUGGCUCAAAGAGUGUUCGGGCCUCGUCAGAUAAUCAUGCUACCAGAAAGAAGGGUUUCUUCUGGGCAAAAUCCAGUAAGAUGUGAGCUUUCUCAAAGCUUUUUGGGAGGUUAGCAGAUCUCUUUGCCUCAUGUUUGUUGCUUACAUCAGUAGAUUCCUUGGAGAUUCUUUCAUGUUGCUUGGGAUAAUUAAUAAAAUACACAACAAAUUUCAUUAUCUGGUACCAUAAUUCGUCCCCCUUGGCUACUGAGCUCGUGGCUAAAGUUAUCAAGUUUCCAAUUAGACUCUGUUGAUAUUCUAUGAAGAUUUCUGGUAUCGAUCUUGUUCUGCAAUCUCAGUUGGACAAAGGGACUCGAAGGAUUCAGGAAACCACUCAUUCAUCUGGGCAUUGUAUGAAAAGUUUACAUCAACUUGCAAAUUCUCAGAAUUCAACAAGAUUAGCUCUGUGGGAUUACACUGUAAAGAAGUAAGAAAGAAAUAGAGGAUUCUAUAGGAGAAACAGUUCUUUAUAUAGUGGAGAAAAGGAAAAGCAAAGUAGAUUGGAACUGCCUCAUGAGAUUUGUCAUCUCAUUCAUGUUUGUAAAUAUCAAUUUGUUUUCAGCUGCUGAUGCAUACAUGAUUUUAUUUAAGUGAAACGCUAUAUGUCUGGACAUAUCCCGAAUUUGACCAAAAGGCUAUGUAGGGUGUGCCUUUUCCUUCAAUGGGAUUUACUAUUGAUUUAGCAAAUGAAUUGAGAUAUUAUUGUGAACUGCUUCUAGUGUUUAAACUCAAAAAGCUAUCUAACCCCUGCCGUUAUAGCUUC